This is a messenger RNA of Spirodela intermedia, 654 nucleotides long. Lineage: Eukaryota; Viridiplantae; Streptophyta; Magnoliopsida; Alismatales; Araceae. The record is from the annotation of a GenBank genome assembly.
AUGGACGCGGAGUCCGAGCGGCAGCUCUUGCCGAACCAGGAACCGCCGAGCAAGGUUGAACGGGACCUUGCGCCGCCGACCGCCAACGCUUGCUUCGACUGUAACAUCUGCCUUGACUUCGCGGUGGAGCCUGUAGUGACUCUCUGUGGCCACCUCUACUGCUGGCCCUGCAUAUACAAGUGGCUUUGCCAGGAGAGCGCGACCCCUCCGCAGUGCCCCGUCUGCAAGGCAGCCCUCUCUCCCGCCACGCUCGUCCCACUCUACGGCCGAGGCUGCAGCAGCGAGGGGGACAAGGCCGCCCGCGGCGCGCAGGACAUACCUCGCCGGCCGCCUGCCCACGCGGCCAGCCCGCGGUCCCGUCGCCACUUAUCCUACGGCCACGACGCCGACUUCGCAGUGUCGUCCUCGUCUACGGCGGCCGGCGUUCUGCAUCCAUCUUUGCUCAGCGGCACGGCGGUCGCCGUCCUCCCGUGGGUUCUGGGCGACGAGUGGGUAGCGUUGUACCACGCAGACCCAUACCAUCUGAUCGGCAGCGGCAAUCGUGACAGUGACAGCCCGAGGCUGAGGCGGCAUGAAAUGCAAGCGAAGACAUCGCUCCACCGGAUGUCCAUCUUCUUCUUCUUCUGCGUAGUCCUUUGCCUUCUCCUCUUCUGA